AUGGUCUUCAACAAUCUUGGGAUGCGGGCGUUGGAGAUCUGGCUUAUCAACCGACUCCUAAGAAGUUCCGCCUUCCAUCAGAUGGUCGGUCGAGUCCAUCAAUAUGUACAGCAUGUUCGACACGGCGUGCCUCUUGAGCAAAGUCGCACUUCACUCGAUAACCCAGGAACUCGCACUAAAUUCCUGGAAUAUUUCAAAGAGGAGCUUAAAGACCAAAUGAAAGGAAAGCCUCCGAACAAGCUGUAA
Penicillium taxi is the source of this 246-nucleotide messenger RNA. RefSeq lists its product as uncharacterized. The record is from RefSeq and is a predicted model, not a curated record. The transcript is spliced from 4 exons. Bases 1 to 246 code for a protein of 81 amino acids. Lineage: Eukaryota; Fungi; Ascomycota; Eurotiomycetes; Eurotiales; Aspergillaceae.